AUGUCCACUCAUUCCACGGGGCAUGAGUUUUUUAUGAAUAUGGCCUUCGCCGAGGCAGCAAAGGCAUUUAAUAAGCUAGAAGUUCCUGUGGGAUGUGUUGUUGUCAGAGACGGGGCUGUGCUAUCCAUGUCCCAUAACAUGACGAAUGCUAAUAAAUCGCCGCUUGAUCAUGCAGAAAUAAUUUCUAUUAGAGAUGUAGACUGCUCGAACAGCAUAUUCUAUGUGACUUGUGAGCCAUGCAUUAUGUGCAUGGGAAUACUUGGGAGAUUGGAAAAUGUCGAAGUGUACUACGGAUGCAAGAAUGAAAUCUUUGGAAGCGAAACAAUAUGUGGUGUUGGGGUAAAUAGUACACACCUGCCAGAUGACCGAUGCUUUAAGAUACUUCAGGAGUUUUAUACCCGAGAAAAUGCAUUUGCUCCUGAUGAAAAGCGAAAGAUCAAAAGGAAUCGUUGA
Messenger RNA from Encephalitozoon hellem ATCC 50504, 453 nucleotides. Its product is annotated as deoxycytidylate deaminase. Bases 1 to 453 code for a protein of 150 amino acids. The transcript has a single exon. Gene Ontology annotation, biological process: tRNA wobble adenosine to inosine editing. The record is from RefSeq and is a predicted model, not a curated record. Gene Ontology annotation, molecular function: tRNA-specific adenosine-34 deaminase activity. Lineage: Eukaryota; Fungi; Microsporidia; Unikaryonidae.